Colletotrichum fioriniae is the source of this 285-nucleotide messenger RNA. RefSeq lists its product as uncharacterized. The record is from RefSeq and is a predicted model, not a curated record. Lineage: Eukaryota; Fungi; Ascomycota; Sordariomycetes; Glomerellales; Glomerellaceae.
AUGCCUUUGGUUCGUAGCCGACAGAUCGUCAGUAAAUACUACAGCACUGCCUCCAUUGGGUAUGCCAGCUUCGAUGAAGCGGCUCGGGCUGAGGACACUGUCAAGAUGGGGCACCCGAGUUUCUUCAGAUUUAACGGAGACGAUCGAGACUACGUCGUCUCGAUUGUCACUGGACCGGGAGACAAAUCGAACUGGGAGCUGGACACGGAUAUUUGCCGCGACGACAAAUAUGCGCUGCUAGCGAAGAAGGAGCCGGAUGUUCAAAUUCUGAGGCACUUGGUCUAG